Kluyveromyces marxianus DMKU3-1042 is the source of this 1455-nucleotide messenger RNA. It is a transcript of the gene UBP6, whose product is annotated as ubiquitin-specific protease UBP6. NCBI's taxonomy places the organism in Eukaryota, Fungi, Ascomycota, Saccharomycetes, Saccharomycetales, Saccharomycetaceae. Gene Ontology annotation, biological process: regulation of proteasomal protein catabolic process; protein deubiquitination; proteasome-mediated ubiquitin-dependent protein catabolic process. Bases 1 to 1455 code for a protein of 484 amino acids. The transcript has 2 exons. The record is from RefSeq and is a predicted model, not a curated record. Gene Ontology annotation, molecular function: protein binding; cysteine-type deubiquitinase activity; proteasome binding.
AUGAGUGAUUUUCAAUUCAAUAUUAAACAUGCUGGUAAGGUAUACCCAAUAACGUUAAGUUCUGAAGCUGUAGGCUCGGACUUACGCGCUAAGGUUGAAACUUUGACCCUAGUUCCUCAAGAUAGACAAAAGUUUAUGGUAAGAGGUGGAUUAACAGAUAACAGCACUGUAGUUUCUUCAGUAAUCAAGCCGAACUCUACUGUAAUGGUUCUUGGUACUCCAGAUGCCAAUUUGAUUCUCAAACCAACUGAUGAUACAAAGUUCUUGGAGGACUUGUCUGAGAAGGAAAGAUCGAUGCAGGAAGAUGCUACCCCAGUGGGUCUAAGAAACAUGGGCAAUACUUGUUAUUUUAAUGCUUCAUUACAGGCUUUAUACAGAAUCAAACCUCUAAGGGAAAAAGUACUAGCAUUCAAUGAAUCGAACCCCGAUCUACAUGGUCAAUUGGUGGCUCAACUCAAACAAUGUUUCAAUGCCUUUGCACAAAGGAAGGAAAAAGCGUUCACCCCUAUUAUAAUGCUAACAAUUCUUAGAAAGAUUUACCCCCAAUUUGCGGAAAAGGACCCAUCCACCGGUUUCUACAAACAACAAGAUGCAGAAGAAUUAUUUACGCAGUUGCUUCACACAGUGGAUGCUGUGUUCGGUGAAUCUCUAUCUUCCAAGUUUGAGAUUGAAUUUAAAACCACCAUCACCGACACAUUGAACGAGACCGAUGUUCAAACCAAGGUAGAAAGUGAUAAAAAAUUACAAUGCCAUAUCUCUAGCACGACGAAUUUCUUGAAGAACGGUCUCACUGAAUCACUAGUUGAAAAAGUGGAAAAGAGAUCUGAGGUGACUGGUUCAAACUCCAUUUUCGAAAACUCCAAAAAGAUUACAAAACUACCAGAAUACUUAACAGUGCAGUUUGUGAGAUUUUACUGGAAAAAAUCUACUGGAAAGAAGUCCAAGAUUCUACGUAAAGUGCAGUUCCCAUUCCAGCUCGAUGUUGCGGAUCUUUUGACGCCAGAAUAUGCAGCAGAAAAGAUUAAAAUGAGGGAUGAAUUACGUGAAGUUGAUAAGCUCAGAGAGGAUGACUUUAAAGAAUUCAACAAGAACAUCCAAGAACAUGUUCCGUUAUCCUUAUCGCCAGCGGAAAGGUACGAGACACAGAUGGCUCUAGAAGAGAGUAAAAGGGAGCAUUGGGCUACUGAGUUUGCUAAGAAGUUCCCCAAGGAUUUGAGACCUGGCGAAAACCCAUCGUCUGUUUACAAUUUGAUUGCAGUUAUUACACAUCAAGGUGCUAACUCGGACAGUGGACAUUACCAAUCAUUUGUCAGAGACGAGGUCGAUGAGCAAAAAUGGUACAAAUACAAUGAUGACAAGGUGUCAGUUAUUUCUCAAGACAAGAUCGAACAGCUUGCUGGUGGUGGUGAAAGCGACAGUGCGCUAAUUCUCAUCUACAAGGGUCUCGGGUUGUAG